CGUAGCAGAGCGGCGGCGGCGGCGGCGGCGGCGCCACGUCCCCGGCCGCGGCGGGAGCGGCAUCCGUUGGGCCUCGGGGCCGGUGACCAUGGCCUUUACGCUGUACUCGCUGCUGCAGGCGGCCCUGCUGUGUGUCAAUGCCAUCGCCGUGCUGCACGAGGAGCGCUUCCUCAAGAACAUUGGCUGGGGAACAGACCAGGGAAUUGGUGGAUUCGGAGAAGAGCCAGGAAUUAAAUCUCAGCUAAUGAACCUUAUUCGAUCUGUACGAACUGUGAUGAGAGUGCCAUUGAUAAUAGUAAACUCAAUUGCAAUUGUAUUACUUUUACUAUUUGGGUGAAGACCAAUGGGGGAAGUGGAGACUCAGAAGAAGAGCUGCCAGAAGUUACUACUUCAGUCUUUAUUGGAAUAUACAUAUCUUAUUUACCUGGCUGUCCUUGGACUUGACAAAAAUCUAAACCUGACAAUAAAACCCGCGUCCCUAUUUAUCUGAUUUUUUACAUGUUGCACUUACAGUUUCGUUACAAAAAGAUCAGAUCAUCAGAGGCAGUAACUAUCCAGGAUUGGAUACAUUUGAUUGCUAACUAUUAACAAGAGUUCAUGCUAUGGUAAAGAUUGUUUAAAGGGUACAGGACUGUCACUUCUGUGUUUUUAGAGAUUUUUCUCUUUCGCUUCUCAGGGAUGAAUUUUUUCUUUCAAAGUUUUGAAGUUCCUUGUGACUUAGCCAUGAUGUAAGAAUGACUGUCCUCCUAGGUAAAAUUUAAAGGAUUUUUAAAAAGUAAUUCCUACAUAUAAAAUGAUAAAUAGGUAAUUUGGAUUAUUUUACUUUAACUCUUUGGUUAAAUACUUUAUCUGUAUACUGUCUCAGCCAUGAAAACCUCAAAUUUGUAGUAACUAUUGAGGAGCAAUACUUUCUGACUUCAGGGAGAUUCCUAAUUUUGUAAGUCAGAGAGUCACAUGAUGACUGUGUUUUUAUUUUUAAGUUCUUCUCAUGUGUUUGUUGUUUUAUUAAUUGGCCUGAAUGAUGAGCCCAGAUCAGUAUCUACAUAUUUCCAUUGGUAAAAAAAUCUGUGUGGAAAAGUCUAUGCCCUUUUAACAAUGAUGACUUAUUUUAUAAAAUCAGCAUAAAAGCCUGCAAGAGCAAUCCUAAACAAUCACCACUGAACCAUACUGUGUAAGAAGACUUUAUUGUCAUAUGUUUACUCCCCCAAAUUAUCACGUUUCCAUUUCUUGGAGUAGCACAUUGAGGGGUGUGAUUUGUAAUUCUUCAUUCUGUCAGUCAAUAGAACAUUCAUGGUAGAUAAAUUGUUUUUUGUUUUGUUUUUAUGUCUUAGACCAUCCCAUGUUUGUUUAUCUCAUAAUACUGUUUUAUACAGAAAGAUUAAAACUAUGUAAAUGGUUUUUCUGGAAAUUAGUUAUAAUAUGUUAAAGGGGGUGGAAUGGCAUCUUUGUUUACAGGAGAACAUUUGUAAAUAAAGUUAAAUUUCCAACUCAA
Messenger RNA from Camelus dromedarius (Arabian camel), 1492 nucleotides. It is a transcript of the gene IER3IP1, whose product is annotated as immediate early response 3 interacting protein 1. Gene Ontology annotation, biological process: endoplasmic reticulum to Golgi vesicle-mediated transport. NCBI's taxonomy places the organism in Eukaryota, Metazoa, Chordata, Mammalia, Artiodactyla, Camelidae. Bases 89 to 337 code for a protein of 82 amino acids. The record is from RefSeq and is a predicted model, not a curated record. Gene Ontology annotation, cellular component: Golgi membrane; COPII-coated ER to Golgi transport vesicle; endoplasmic reticulum membrane. The transcript has 3 exons.